This is a messenger RNA of Bactrocera latifrons, 7953 nucleotides long. RefSeq names its product small conductance calcium-activated potassium channel protein (gene SK). Gene Ontology annotation, molecular function: calmodulin binding; small conductance calcium-activated potassium channel activity. Lineage: Eukaryota; Metazoa; Arthropoda; Insecta; Diptera; Tephritidae. Gene Ontology annotation, biological process: potassium ion transmembrane transport. Gene Ontology annotation, cellular component: plasma membrane; neuronal cell body; neuron projection. The transcript is spliced from 16 exons. The coding region runs from base 701 to 3451 and encodes 916 amino acids. The record is from RefSeq and is a predicted model, not a curated record.
AGGUGAGCGAAGCAACGGCAGUCGCCGAAUCGAAUCGUGGCGACAGAAGCCAAAGUUUAGCCGAGUGCAUGCUGAACGAAGAAGAAAUUAUCGCACAAACAACAUAAACGGAAACAUCGUAUUGAUAAGCUGUGGAGAAUAAGAGAAUAGCACCGCGUUCGUUCCGAUACCCUAUAAUAGUGCCCUAGUGUAUCCACGCCUCCUAAAUACACUGAAAAAAUUAAGGAAAAUGUAUUAAUUAAGGAAUAUCUAAUAUGAAAAAUAUAAGCAUCAGUGAAAGAUAACGGUACAAAUACGUGCUAAUAAUAUUUCACUACAAUAAAAUAUGAAUAAAUUAAGAAGAAAAGUUGAAAAGUGUGCAUGUGUGGAUGCAAACGUAAAUUUUGUUAUAGGGAUGUACAUAUGACUGUUUAUAUUUACUUAGUUGCGUAGUGAAUUGUUUUAUAAAAGAAAUGUAAGCAUAUACUACAUUUUAACAAUGCAGUGUGUGUGUUAAGUGAAUUUAAAUGUUUUCAUUGCACUGACCUAUAGUAAUAGCUGAAAGGGGUGCAUAUCCUUAUAUAUACAUAUGUAUAAGAUACAUAUUAAAUACAUACAUACACACAUAUGUAUUUAUUGAUGUCAUAAUGGUGUGCUUAUGCGAAAGCCGUUUUUAUGAUUUUGAAGUUGCAAUAUUGCGCAUGGAUCUGUGAAAAUAAAGAUGUCCAUUCAAAAGCUAGCCGAAAGCACAAAUUCAGGUUAUGUCAGCUCUGAAGAAACUGAUUCACUGCUUGUAUCCAAUACGCCAAAAUGUAAAUCCUCCGUAUUACGACAUAUAAAAAUGAGCUCAGUAAAUGGACCAACAUCGACGAGCAUGACUUCUUCCUCGACCGGCAAGCCAACGUUAAUACGCCAAGAUCGUACUUCCACUUAUCUUACGAGUCCUCAGCUAUCCCAACAAACUCGUCUUGGAUCAGAGGAAAGCGUACGCGGUGUUGGGGGAGAUGAUGACAUCGAACAGGGACUACGACCGGGAGUAGUACCCGAUAUUGAAGUACAUGAAGAUAAUCCAAAUAAACAACAAGCGACUCACAAAAAAUUGGAGUCGAACCAUUUAAAACAGCAACCAGUACAACAAUCGAAUUCACGAUCGCAACUUCAGCAACAAAUUUCUCAACCAACCAUAUCAAUAACGAAUUUGAAUACGUAUCAGACACAAGAGUAUGUUAAUCCGCAAAGUAAUCCAAAUUUGGGAACAUCAUCAUAUCAGAACCUCUCUUGUGGUAUUCCCACAAGCGCUCAAAAUCGUUGUCGCGCUUGCCGUAACUGUAGUCGACGAGCAUCAACUACGCCUCUCUCCACUACAGCUAGUGCCGGCAUGGACCGCUCAACAUCGAAAGACAGCGUCAAAAGUGCCUUUCAACAGGGUAACCUGUCGAUUUCCAGUUCGGCGAUGCAACAACACGCACCACCGUCUCUUUUAGUUACUUCGUCGCCUACGAAUGGAUCACGCAUAAUCCGUCAAAGCUCUCAGCCCGAGUCCAGUACCACAGCCAUUUGUUGUGGCGCACAUAGCUCUUGCGGACACUCGCACACAGUUCCGAACGUGUCACUGAAGAUUUUGCGAGAUAGUGCGACCGAUGGAAUUGCAGGCAUAGCUGCCGAUUCCUUACGCAUUAACGGUGGCAUGCGACCAUUCAAACAGCUCCGCAAACCAGCGUCGACUCUCUCAAUUCCUGGCUCGAUGAAAACACCUUCUAUAGCGAAUCGGGAACAGAACUCAUCGGGAUGCAACGAAGAAGCAGCCGAGGCGUUAGUGGGUAUCCACUCUGAUUACCCCAGGUAUGAAAUGUAUAUGGAAGAACGAGCUCUUACUGGCGGUAAUACAUCGAGGAAACCGUCAACGAUUUCAGCAAAACACAAACCCAACGUUGGAUACCGGCUUGGUAAAAGAAAAGCUUUAUUUGAGAAAAGGAAACGCAUUAGUGAUUAUGCGUUGGUAAUGGGAAUGUUCGGUAUAAUCGUUAUGGUGAUUGAAAACGAAUUAAGCAGUGCCGGCGUUUAUACAAAAGCUUCAUUUUACUCGACAGCGUUAAAAACGUUAAUAUCUGUUUCGACUGUGAUUCUUUUAGGUCUUAUUAUAGCUUACCAUGCUUUGGAAGUGCAGUUGUUCAUGAUAGACAAUUGUGCAGACGAUUGGCGGAUCGCAAUGACAUGGCAACGAAUUAGUCAGAUAAGUUUAGAACUUUUUAUAUGUGCAAUUCAUCCAAUUCCUGGCGAAUAUUAUUUCCAAUGGACCACAAAAUUGGCAAAUAAAAAUAAAACUAUGGGCACCGAAACGGUACCAUAUGAUGUGGCGUUAUCAUUACCCAUGUUCCUUCGGCUAUAUUUAAUAUGUCGGGUUAUGCUUCUUCAUUCGAAAUUAUUUACGGACGCAUCGUCACGAAGCAUAGGAGCCCUCAACAGAAUUAACUUUAAUACAAGAUUUGUUUUAAAGACUUUAAUGACAAUAUGUCCAGGAACGGUGCUACUAGUUUUCAUGGUAUCCCUAUGGAUUAUUGCUUCGUGGACUUUGCGGCAGUGUGAAAGGUUUCAUGACGAAGAACAUGCAAAUCUUUUGAAUGCAAUGUGGCUGAUAGCAAUAACAUUUUUAAGUGUCGGUUUCGGUGAUAUUGUACCAAAUACGUACUGUGGACGUGGUAUUGCCGUCAGUACAGGAAUAAUGGGUGCCGGUUGCACGGCCUUGCUUGUCGCGGUCGUUUCGAGAAAAUUGGAGCUCACCCGGGCUGAAAAACAUGUUCACAACUUCAUGAUGGAUACACAACUAACGAAAAGGCUGAAAAAUGCAGCGGCAAAUGUUCUUCGUGAAACUUGGCUCAUUUACAAACAUACAAGACUAGUAAAACGGGUUAAUCCCGGACGUGUAAGAACCCACCAAAGAAAGUUCCUUCUAGCUAUAUACGCGUUACGAAAGGUUAAAAUGGAUCAACGAAAACUAAUGGAUAAUGCCAAUACAAUAACAGACAUGGCGAAGACUCAAAACACUGUCUACGAGAUUAUUUCGGACAUGUCAAGUCGUCAAGAUGCUAUUGAAGAGCGACUCACAAAUUUAGAGGACAAAUUGCAAGCAUUGCAGGAUCAUUUAGAGAGCUUACCUGACGUAAUAUCUCGUUGUCUAACUCAACAUCAAGAAAGGAUAGAACAACGCAAGAACUUUCUACAUCCAGAUGCAGCAGCUACUUCAGUCCAGGCAUCGCCACAGUCCCUCUUCAACGCGUCUCCGAUGUUAUUUCCCCACUCAAGAAGUGUUCCCUCAUCCAAUAAUGUUGCUGCAACAUACCAUUGGCCAACCAGUCCUAUUUUGCCACCUGUAUCUAGUAGAACUCCACAUUUAGUGCCUGAUACUCACAUGCCAUCGAAUGGAUCUGCCGCAGUUAAUAGCUACGCAUCUUCCAAUAAAUAUGGCAGCUGAAUAGAAGAAAUUGAGUGCUCCAUGCCCGUCACAAAUAUCGAAAUGCCUACCAUUACGACACCACUAUUUCUAACGUCACCCAAGUUAAAUAUUGCAAAACCAGAAAAUAUUAUUGCCGGGGUCAAAUGCAAUUCCGAUUUAUCAUCAAAUGUCGGCCGAAGAGUUCCCAAUGCUUUACAAUUAAUCAUGGAGACUACAAUUUCCGAAGACGCCGAAACAACCAUACAAGAUUCGCCGGAUAGUUCAUUAACGACAACACAACUACAAGAAGCGCACUCAGCAUCACCAACCAUAUGCACAACAGCCGCGACCAUGGCUACCAAUAAAUUUACCAGGAAGAGACAACGUCUAUAUAAUAGCUAUAGCUUUAUAAAUAGUGGUAAUAGCACUAAUUCUAACGAUUUCAUUUCGAAAACGGACUACUUUAAGGCUUCUUCGAAAUGAAAGCGAACUAACAAUUUAAGAUAUCACAUAGUUCUAUUCAUACAUGUAUAUACACAUCUAACAUUGCGUUAACAUAUUUAGAUAAUUUUUAAUUUAUAAUGAUCGGUCAACAAAAGUAAUCUUAGAAACAUGAACGUACUUACAUAAACUUAUGUUUUUCCCAUAUAUAGUAUAUGUGUAUAUGGAUAAUUCAACCGUAAUUAUGUGUUUUUAUAUACUUUAUACUUGUACAUAUUCAUAAAUUAAAGAAACGCUGCAAAGAAAGUACGAAAUGAGAUUUAUCUACAACAGUUAAGUAUAUUGUUAAAGCUUCCAGCGCAUGGUAAAAAUACCAUACAUCCAAAAAUGGUUCUUGUUAAAAUUUUGGUUGAACUUGUUCAAUAUUUUCAUCUACUCUGUUCAAAUUCCCUUUACUUUUACUUACAUACGUGUUACAUACAUAUGUACAAGUAUAUUAAAUCUGGAAAUGUUCUACGAAUCGUACAUACAUACAUUUUUUGGAUUGAAACGAAAUUUAUUUAAUUGAUUUAUUUUUCAAUAAUAAUCUUAAUAAUAUUACUAGAAUGUUUUUGUUGCUGAAAAAUUUUCCCCAAAAAUAUUACCUGCUGAAUUGAUAGUGGUACACUUGCUUAUGAUUCCAUCAUGGUUCUGUUUUCCAUGCGAAAUAUACGGGUAUAUGGUAUGCACAGCCCGAAACCUCUUAAUUAAUCGACUAAAGUGGAUUCUUGCGGGCACUUGGUCCUAAAACGUCCAGCAGAGCACAAUCACAGAAACAUCUUACUUACAUCUUUUAAAAUCUGGAGAUACAUAUGUUUCAUAAGCGUAAUUGAGGAAAAUACAUCAACGAAAAGUUAUCAAAAAGAUAUGUAUUUUCAUUUACUAAAUACUAAAAAUGUCAAUAUAAUAUAAUGAGCAUUUUUAAUUGCACUAUACGGCAAAAACCUUUUCUUUUUUUUUUUUAGGGGCAUUGGACCAAACGAAUUGAGUCAGAAAAUUUCUUCUUGUUCCAAAGAGGUGAAACAUUUGUCUGUCAGGCUUGUGUAUAUGACAGAUGCUAUAAGUGAAAAUUUAAGAAAUUCGAUAUUGUUGUUGUAAGGGUUGUGAUUUUUCUUGUAAUAGUAUUGUCGUAUAUUUUUUAGUAUAAGGUCCAAGUGUGAGGUGGUGAAGAUCUUGCUAAUACUGGCAUUGUUUGUAGUGCAUUAAAGACAAUUAUCAUUAAUGUUAUUGACAAACACUUUCAUGUUUAUUAUGGUAAAUAUGUAAAUAUUCUGAUAGAAGCCUUUUCGAAAGCGAGGUUCAUUUACUGCAUGUUCCCCUCAAUUGGUUAGAAAAGCAGUUCUUAAGCGAAUCUGAUGAGCAGGGAGAACAUUUUCGCAUAAUCGAGGCUCCAAUGGGCGCCCGCUUCAAGGGGAAACAAUUAAACGCUAUGAAAACAGAUAUACAUACUAUAUGUAUGUACUAAGUUGGUGGCUUAAAAUCGCAUUAGGUAAUUUGGUUGAGGUCUUUGAUUAUGAUGAACAUUGUGAAGAGAGCAAAACUUAUUUCGAACUUCGAAGCAAAUAUUUCGAUUUUGGAGAAGAACUGAACGAAAAACGGAGAAAUUACUUUUUCACUUAUAACUCAAUAUCUCGAAAAUAAUUGCUUUACUUCUAUACCAAACCAAGGGUUCUAUAAAGUUAUUAAAAAAAGCUAAACAUAUAAUUCAGUAUGUUGUGGAGUAGUAAAAGAUGAUGAUAAUGAGAUUUAUAUUAAACACAACAAAAUCAAUGAAUUGAUACAGAAACUUAACUUAGUAAACUUAAAACCCAAAAUUUGGAUCGUUCAACUCCAGUUUUGUAAUAUUUUUUCGUUAAAAUUCAAAAGUACAAAGACCUGAAGUAAUUAUCGUGUAUUCAUAAGUAUAACAAAGGAUAUAUGGAAAAGACGUAACAACAUCGAGCAAAUAGUAGACUAAUUCUAAUUCUUUUAACACUCGUUUUGUUUAUCGCCCCAAAUUGGUUUUCGUCGAAUGAUUUCCAACUUCCACUUAAAUAACUUCACUGAUUAGGCUACUUAUGUAUGUAUAGUUAUUCCAGGGGACCUCAAUAAAAAAAUAUAAUAUAUUAUUAUUAUCAACUUCAGUAAGCAACGAUCGACUUAAAAUCCAUUAUAUUCAACACACAUGUACAGAUGUACAUUUUAAAUACAACUACAAGUGAAUUAAAGCCCUGAAAAAGUUUCAUCACCUGAAAUUUAACAAGUAAUAUUUUGUUGAGGUGUACUUUUUUAAUUGUUUUGUAACUCAAGAGGGAAGAUGAAAAAUACCCCACUAUCAGUCAAGAAAUUUCCGAAUGUAUAAAAUAACAUAGCCUACAUACAUAUGUAUGUAUGUAUACCCAUACUUACAUUAUAAUUAUUUUGUCUCAAAUAGCAUUUGAAGGACAGACGUACCAAUUUGUAUAUACGAUUACUAAUUAGUGUGACAUGUUUACACAAUUAAAAUUAUAAAUUUUGUAACAGUUUUAUUUUGGUUCCAUUAAUACAGAAAAUGUGGAUUAACAGGUUUGACACCGGUUUGCAAACCUGGUCCCAAAUAAAAAAAAUUCUCAACAUUUGUACUCGUAUGUAGUUCUUAGUAAAAAAUAUUUAUUGUAUAGUAUGUAAGACCUAAAUAAAAUGAAUGUUUGUUAUAAUGAUAGUGUGAGUGAAAUCUGUACAAUUUUAUUCGUGUGAUUUUGUAGACAAAAUAUUUAAAUACAAUUUAACCUUUUUAAGGAAAAGGAAAAAAGACUUAUAUAAGUAAUAACAAAACAUUUAGAUAAACAAAGAUGUAUGAACUUUAAUUAACGAAAAUCCAUAUUUCGCUGCUUACUGAAACCACACAAUUCUUAUUUUAACUAAUCAAUUUACUAUAGAAAAUCCUUCUCAUCCUAUUAUGUAUGGCGACUGGCGCGAGUAUAGUUAGUAGGAUAUGAGAAGACAUUCCCCACUUUUGGUGUAUUAUGUGUCACCGAUAACCUUUGUUAUAGUUUAAAGGAAUGUCAAAUUCAGUCAGCUAAUAUUACUGCUCAAACUGUUCAAGACCAGUACUAUUCUGCGUGUUUUGGAAUGUUUAUAAUUCAUAAUAUUUUUAUUUUAUAAAAUACUGAUCAGCAGUUAAAAUGGGUGUUGGCAGACAGAGGAGAUUCUCCAGAUCAAGAAUAGAUAUAACCCUGGAAAACGUAUAGUUAUUUGUAGAUAUUUAGAUUUAAAGUUGAAAAUUUCAACUGUUUGAAAAUUGUAUUUUUUCGAUUUUAAAUAUAUUUUAUAUUUUCCACUAUUAUAUCCACUAACACUUCACUAAUUCGAUUGUUAUAAAUUGCAAAAUAUCUUUUACUCAAUAUUGAACCUAUUGUUCAAUAACAAAACGGUUACAAACUGAUAGCUAGUGUUACCUUAUAUAUAACAUUAUGUUAUAUUAUACCAAAAUUACCAGGAAAUUAAUCAAUUUUUAACUUUUCGGCGGUCUUCAUCCGCUCUUCAAAAAAAUAACCUUAAUCGGUCCAACAUGGCGUGUUGUCAGUUUUUUGCGCAGCUUCAGCUGCGCUUUAUAAAAAUAACCCUGGUUGGUUCUCAAGAGAAGAGAAAUCUGAAAAAAAUUUUAUUGUCCGAUUGCAACACUGGUUAUUUGUCAGCGUGCAUCCGUCUUGUCAUUGUGUGAAUAAAUAGAAUUGAACAAGAAGUUAGAUAUUGAAUUAAUAUACUUAUAUAAUGUGAAAUAAAUGUGUACAAACAAAUCAGUGAAGUACGAAAACUUUCUUUAAAUAUAUAAUGCCCAGAAAUUUUCAAACCUGUUAAACAAAUAUAUCUAAAUUUCAAUGAAGUUCAUUGUUCUCCAUUUCUUUCUGUAUCAUUGGAGUAUUUAUUGCAUAAAUUUGAUCAUUUCUAACAAAUACUAUAAAAAGUGGUUCCCAAAAAUGUAGAAAAGCGCUUUAAUGUUCAUUUUCAAAUAUACUAGGUCAAUAACCAUAUACAAAACAAAUUAUAGUUAAAGAUUAGCAACUAUACCCUAGUCGCCCUGCAUAACUCGUAGGUUAGAU